Messenger RNA from Fulmarus glacialis (Northern fulmar), 907 nucleotides. RefSeq names its product enolase-phosphatase 1 (gene ENOPH1). The record is from RefSeq and is a predicted model, not a curated record. Lineage: Eukaryota; Metazoa; Chordata; Aves; Procellariiformes; Procellariidae. Gene Ontology annotation, molecular function: magnesium ion binding; acireductone synthase activity. The transcript has 5 exons. The annotation marks the transcript as partial.
GUUAAAGGAGCUGCCUGUUUUUCUUGUGUGCUGCCAGGAGACCUUGUUCCCUUACAUCAAAGACAACGUGAAGGAGUAUCUGCGCGCUCACUGGGAGGAGGAGGAGUGCCAGCGGGACGUUGGACUUCUGAGGAAACAGGCUCAGGAGGACUCCAGCUUGGAUGGGGUUGUGCCGAUCCCUUUGGAGAGUGGAAGCGGGGAAGAGGAGCUGGAGCGGGUCAUCCAGGCGGUCGUAGACAAUGUGCACUGGCAGAUGUCUCUGGACAGGAAGACCACAGCACUGAAGCAGCUGCAGGGUCACAUGUGGAGGGCAGCCUAUGCAACCGGGCAUGUCAAAGGAGAAAUCUUCGAGGACGUGGUUCCAGCCAUCCGGAAGUGGCGGGAAGCGGGGAUGAAGGUCUAUAUCUACUCCUCGGGCAGCAUUGAAGCCCAGAAGCUUCUGUUCGGACACUCUACAGAAGGUGAUAUCCUAGAGCUCUUUGACGGCCACUUUGAUACCAAAAUAGGCCCCAAGGUAGAAAGUGAGAGCUACAGAAGGAUUGCUGCCAGUAUUGGGUGUGCCACCAACAACAUCCUCUUCCUGACAGAUGUCCCUCGAGAAGCCAACGCGGCCGAGGAAGCGGAUACUCAUGUGGCUGUGGUGAUCAGACCAGGCAACGCAGGACUGACGGACGAUGAGAAAUCGUAUUACAGCCUCAUCUCAUCUUUCACCGAACUUUUCCUGCCUUCCUCCACUUAGGGAAAGCGGUGCACGCACAAAAGACUGUGCUUCACCUGAAUUGUCCUUGUAUAACAUUAGGUAAUUUUGUCCAUAAUCAGAAUUUAAAACCAAACCCACAUCAUGUCUUGGACCCAUGACUAAUGCAGGCAGUUACGGAUGGGGAGUAUGGUGUGGGCUCCCUCAUGC